UAUCAUUCGUAACGAGGUUUAAUUUAGCGAUAAAAGCAUCACACGUGAUCGUGUGUGUUCACAAUCGAUCGAUUACAUGUCUGGGUUUUCGAAAAUGCUAUGCCGCUAACCCUUAGAGUAGUUUUUCGGCACUAUCUGUUUGAUGGGAAUUUGGCAAUCCCUCUACGAUAGUCCGAACUCUUCAAAAAAGUCAUAUUUUUUAGAAAAAAUAUUUGUUCGAUAUAUUAUUAGUUUUUUUUUUAAAUAUCAAUAUUAAUAAUUUGCUAACUUGAUUAAAAUGAGUACUCGUCGAGAAAGAAGAUCCCGUCGUUCGGGAAAGGAUGAAACUCCUGUGAAAAUUGAGUUAACCCCAGAAUCUUUAGCUCCAGUUCAGGAUUUUUUAGCGGUUCCAAAAAGAGGUGACUCUCCCCGUGAUUUCCGAAGCUUACAUAGAGAAAAAUCGCCUUUUGAAAUCGGUGAAAAGCCAGAUGUCCAGGUUGCAUCUCAAAAAGCAAUCAUUGAUAAAGCAUUGGUUAUGGACAUUUCGGGUGGUGUGACAAAUGUGGAUGAAUAUAUUUCGUUGUUUUUCACGGACUCCUGCAGUCUUGACCCAGCAAGUUGUGGUGAUAUUUCAACAGUAAAAAUUGAAAUCGUGGAAGAGCAACCUGUUGAACCUGAAGCACCGAAACCAGCCGUGGAACACGAAAAGACGAUAAGUGAGGCAGAAGCAGAAUUAGCAGCUAAACAGGAGGAAGAAAGAGGUAAGUCACAAGAAGCCGCUCCUGCGCCCGUCGAAGUUGUUCCCGAGCCUGUUCCAGAACCUGUGGAAGAAGAAGUGGAAGAGGAGGAGGAAGAAGAGGAAGAAGUUCCUCCACCUCGUGAGCCGACCCCUCCACCGCCACCACCACCUCGCGAGCCGACACCACCACCUCCCCCACCACCCAAAUCACCCACACCCGAACCUGAAUAUGAUUCAGAUGUUGAACUGAUCCCGCCGAAGGAAGAGUUCGAUCCUUCAGUGUGGAAAAGUGUUGACGAUUUAGAAACUCAAUUGAAAAACAGUGAAGAAGAGACAAAGAAAGCCAAGGCCAAGGAGGCAUCAAAGGAAUCAUCCAGACGAGAAUCCACUCAAGAUAUGACAGAGAGGGAACGAGAUUUGGAAUGGCAACGUCAACGUCAGUUGAUGCGACCACCACUUAUAAUUUCUCAUUUGAAAUCCCGAGCAGCUCCUAAAGGCUCAACUGUGAGGCUAACAUGCACAAUUUCCGGCCCUGGAAUUGUAGUUAGGUGGUUUAAGGAUGGCAACCCUAUUGAGAAAAGUGCGAAGCACUCCUUCAAAGUUAGUGAAGGUUUACUGAGCUUAGAAGUUGUAAAUGUGGAUUACAUUGACCAGGGUGAAUACAGCUGUGUUAUCAAGAAUAAGAAUGGAGAAACAUCAACGUCAACUACUGUUAAAGUGUAUGAGAGUUUUGAAACCAAGCCCAUUCCUCCUACUUUCAUAUCAAUCAAAGAUGAAUUGCAAACCUCUACGGAACCAGAAAAACCUAUUCAGGAUUCAGGACCACAACCCGAAGAUAAGCCCCCCACCUUACCGGCAGAACAAAGCGCUCCGAAAGAUCAACCAGAGCCACCCACUACUGACACUAAAAAAGAUGUACCGGAAGUAGUACCUCCAGCAUCAGAAGCGACUAGCACAAUUGCAAGUGAUGGCCAAGAGCCUCCUAGUUCUGAUGAAGCUCCGCAGCCAGGAUUUCCCAAAUUUUCUGAAAAAUUCAAAAAAGACAGACCAGAGCAAUCACCACCACCUCCUCAAUAUGGCGACGAUUUGGUCAAAUAUCACCAUAAGAAAAUUCUACACAACCGAGAUAAACUGCAAUGGUCCGUGCAUUUAACGAACCGCGCUGGUCUAACCGGACGUAGGUUCAAACUUAUGUGCAUGUGUAUCGGAUUCCAGCCUGAGUUGAAAUGGUUCAAGAACAAUGAACCUAUCGAGUACGAUGAUCACAUUGUAGAUAUGAAUGAUUUACACAGAGGUGCAUACGGAUGCAUAUGGAUAAACGAUUUGUGCUCCAGUGAUGCUGGAACGUAUAAAUGUGUUGCUUCCAAUGGCUUCGAAGAAAUUGAAACUGUUUGUAAGCUGACUGUGGUAGACCCUGGAACUAAAUCCAAAGAGUGCGCUCCGUCGUUUGUACCGCAUCGUACAAGAGAAAUUUUUGACCAGUAUACCAACAUCUUGACCAUCGAACAUCUUAUCGAAGCCAAUCCUCCUCCUACCAUAACGUGGAUAAAAGGGCUAUUCAAUUUGGCACUAUUUCCAGAUCCCCAUAUCCGAAUGUCACAACAUUUUGACGAAGUUGCUGAACAUACCAUAGCAUCUCUUAUAUUUUAUGAUCCUACUUUUAGGGACUCUGGAGAAUACGUCUGCACUGCCAGUAAUAAACUGGGCGAUGUAACUAAUACAUACAACCUGAAAUUCUCCAGUGAAGAAGAAUACUUUGAGUUCCUGGCGAAGAAAAGACCUUCAGCAAAACUAAAGCGUGAACUUGAACUUGGUAUAAUUGUACCUGAAGAUGCUGACACCUUUGAUCCUGAUGAAAUUUUAGCAAGAGUUGAUGCACAAUUUGAAGCUGCAAUGCUGGAGCAAUCUAAAGCAGCAGAGGGGACUGAAGAUUCACCUCAAGAGACUACAGAAACUACUGAGGAUCAAGAGGAAAAGUCAAGCAAGUCUUCAUUAGACAAAGUCAAUAUAAAGAAACCUGAGAGCGUAAAACGCAACAUUUCAAAAGUAUCGUCACUACCUGAAGUAAGUGAAGUUCCGGAGCUUGAAGAACAAACUGUCCCUGCAGUGCAAACGAAAACUUCUCCACCAAAAAACGAAAGUGAAAUAAAACUGGAGCCUAUAGUAGUGACAUCGCCAGCCGCCCACGAGGAAGAAGUUUUAUAUACAAGAAAGAAAACUCAAAUCGAGCUCGGCGUAGAAGAACUUGAACGGAGAAAAAAAUUUGAUUUCGUAUCCCAUAUGCCAAACGUUCGAUUUCCAUUGGGCAAAACAUUCAGACUAUUUUCCUACGUGAAAUGCCCAGGAGAAAUGACCUCCGAGUGGAAACAUGAUGGUCGCAUCUUGAAAGAGGGUCUGCGGUCAUCAUUCAUAACAACUCGGAAUGGCACGUGCGUUCUUGAAAUCGAGAAAUGCAAAUACCGGGAUGGUGGGGUUUACACUUGCGUUGCUAAAAGCAAGAAAUAUGGUGAAAUUGAACAGUCGUGCACCGUCACUAUUUACGAAACGGAAAUCAAAGGGGAAAAACCAGUAUUUACAAAGGUUAUGAAAGAAACAUACAAUCCCCUUAAAGAUGAAUUGUACUUGGAAUGUACCGUACGAGGCGAUCCAACGCCAGAAACUAUAUGGAUUAUCCAGGGCACAUUCAUGCAUAAAAGUACCACGAAAUACUAUUUCCGCAAAUUUGAUGAUGGGAGGCAGCAACUUACAAUUUUCCAACCAAAGAAAGAGGAUAGUGGUAGAUAUGUUUGCCGUGCUCGAAACAGUCUGGAUAAGACAGAUAUGGUAUACUACUUGAAUUACAAAAAUAGCGAUGAAGAUGUAAUCAAGGUGUUCGAAGAUGAAUUACACAAAAAGACAGAUAAACCUAUUAGUAGCAGACAUUUGCGUGCCAAGGAAUGUGUUUACUCGCCAGAAGAUGAAAAUUUAAUUAAAUGGUCUGAAGCUAGAAGCCAGCAUGAGAAAGAGUAUGGCUACAACUACAAACUGCACUUUGUCACUCGUCUUCUGGAUAAAACGGUUCCGGAGGGAUCUAACCUCAAGUUUACCUGUUAUGUGGAUGGAAAAUAUCCUCAAUUUAUGUGGUACAAGGAUGAUAUGCCAAUAGUGCAAGGCCGCAAAUAUCGACAAAAACAAAGACGCGACGGUAAAGUGACUUUAGAAGUCAUUAACGUCAACGAAAAAGAUGCAGGAGUUUACAAAAUUGAGGCUAGAAAUUAUGCCGGAACUAUUGAGUCCAAAUCAGUGGUCACCGUAUAUCAGAAUCCAUACAUCCAGUUUGUUCCUCCUAUAUUUGCAAGUACAAUUUUAGAAACCUACUCGCUACAUUCAGAUGAAAUUAUUUUGGAAUGCCGCGUGAGAGGUUCUCCGCGACCAAAUAUCGCGUGGAUCAAAGAUGGAGAGUACAUUAUUCCCGGUGAUAAGUAUGAGCAAUACGAUCAUGCUGAUGGUACCUGCAAACUGAUAAUAACGAAGCCGGGUGAAGAAGACUCCGGUACAUACACUUGUGAAGCGGAAAGCGGCGGAUGCAGUGAUGCUAUCAGCCACAAUGUUCAAUUCGUAGGAAAGGAGAAGAUCAUGAUGGAGCGAACUCACAGCUACUAUCACCGAAAUCCAAAUCUACCGCAUUUCUAUCAGUCCUUAGCAGAUUACUCCAUUCCAUCCGGUGGUAAUAUUUGUUUGGUUGUGGAAGUUCAAGGUAAUUGUGAGGUACAGUGGUUCAAGGACAAGUACGAAGUCAAAGGAAGGCCUCCAAAGUUUAGGUUCUAUAGCGACGGUACUGGCGUUUUUGCGUUAUGUAUAACCGCCGCAACAAUGGAUGCAUCCGGGAAAUACACCUGUCGAGCAACGAAUGCAUUCGGAAAAGCAGAAUCAUCGUCUAAUGUUGAUGUUAUAAAUCCGAAUGCAAUCAAGGGAGCUAAGCCUCCUAUUUUCAUGGCCAGGCCACAACCAGAAAUAAAAAUUCGACAAGGUCAGGAAAUAUCGAUGGCGUUCAAAAUAAUCGGCGACCCGAAACCAAAGGUUCAAUGGAUGAAAGGAACGAAGGAUAUUACAAACGCCGCUCGAACGGUUAAGGAAGUUCAUAACGAAUUCAUUAGAUUCUCGAUCAAAGAAGCACUAGUUACUGACGAGGGAGCAUAUUUCAUCGUUGCCAGAAAUCGUUAUGGAAUUGAUAGAUGUUUCACCAAAGUCACGGUGAAACAUCCGAAAGGAUACAAAAAGGACACGGACAUAGAAGAAACUGUUCCAGUGGUUAAAAAGCUCGGCAAAGGCAGAGUUUAGCGUAAUCCGCUGGUACAAACAUGAAAAAGUGUGUGGAUGAUGUAAUUGAAGACGUCAUUUUUUUUUUGUAAUUUGAAGCACAUGGUGGAAAUAGAAACAGGCGUAACACUAAGUGGAUAACUUAUUCGAAAUAAUGUAUUGAAGUCAUUCUAACAGAGAAAAUCCCAACCUUAAAAUAAUGAUUGCUGAUUUUAUUGUAAUUAUAGCAUAAUUUAUGUUUCACUAGUUAGCAUGUACCGAACGAAGUAGUUCCGAGUGACAACACAUUGUCCAUUAAGUUAAAAUACCAAGAACAAAACAAAUUACAUGUCACCUAUUGGUGACAGUACUUUUCUCGUUGUUAUCACACAUUACAUUUUUAGUCCCCAUAAUCUAGGUAAAUGUUGUUUAUGAUAAUAAAAAAGUUGAUUUUAUAUUA
This is a messenger RNA of Armigeres subalbatus, 5456 nucleotides long. RefSeq names its product muscle M-line assembly protein unc-89-like. The coding region runs from base 278 to 5038 and encodes 1586 amino acids. Gene Ontology annotation, biological process: homophilic cell-cell adhesion. The transcript has 8 exons. The record is from RefSeq and is a predicted model, not a curated record. Gene Ontology annotation, cellular component: plasma membrane. Lineage: Eukaryota; Metazoa; Arthropoda; Insecta; Diptera; Culicidae.